GGGCUGUGUUGUUCAGUGGUCAGAGCAUCUGCUCUGCAUGCAGAAGGUCUCCGUUUCUGUUCCUGGCAUCUCCAGGAGAGCGAGGUCAAGGAGACUCUCGCCUAAAAUUCUGGAGAACCUCUGCUGCCAAUCAGUGCAUGCAAUAGUGGGCUGGAUGGGCCCAAUGGAUGAAGUCACCUUCCCAUCUUGCAAUUUAAUCAAAAAGACACAGACAUUUGAUCAGCUUCAUCUGAAACGGCGGAGGGAACGCGAUUUCCCCCUCUCCCUCCGUUCAAAAGGGGACCGGAAAUAGAGUAAGAAGCGCGUGUGUGUUGCAGCCUCCUCCCUGCCUCUUGCCUCCUUCCUCCUUAAAAAGCGUGGCAGCCCGAUCCGGCCUUAAAUGCAGCUUUCCCGGGAAAGUAAAGCUUGCAAACGCCAACCACCCCCGCUAAGGUUUGGCCUGAUCCGGGUUGCAACCUCCUCCUGUCUCAGAGUGAUGGAGGGAGAGAGAGAGAGAGUAAGUAUUGCUGGAAAGGGUUAAACUCAGAUUCCUGGAGGAACUGGGAAAUUUGAGAAGGGGGGUGGAACUGGAAGUGGUGUAAUAAUUCUCUCUCUCUUUCUCUCUUGCUCCCUCCCCUUCUCUUUCCUGCUUUGUUGAGAGGGUCGGAUGCCUGCUUUUGAAUGGCUGCGAGAGAAAGGUGAGUUUUAAAGGGGCAGAUUUGGCCGAAAUGUGGUAGGAGCUGGUGCAGAUCAGAGAAAGGAAGAGUUGCAAAAAUGUGUUGCUUGUCCGGGCUGCGUGCGGAGCGACUGGGAAAGUUGGGCUUCCAACUAGGUUCGAGGGUGGGUGGGUAGGAAGCCCACGCUGCAACCCCGCACCUUUUGAGCUUGUGGCAAUGGUCGAUUUGCAGGUCUGGAAACAACAACAUGCGCAGAGUGGCUGGCCAGGUCUGCUGUGGGAACCCCGUCUUCUGAUCUAGAAGUUGUUACCCCCAAAUCAUCCUUGAAGUGGGGGCUCUUCUCUCUGCGGUUCAAAAGGCCACACCAGCAUUUCUGCCCCACCUUUUCCUUCAAGGAGUGCAAGGUGCUGCACAUGGUUCUUCCCUCUUCAUUUCAUGCCCACAGCAACCUAGGAAGAGAGAUUGGCCCAGUGAGCUUCAUGACUGAGUGGGGAUUCGAACCCUGAUCUCCCUAGUCUGACACUCUUAACCGCUGCUACUCCCAGGGGAAGAGUGUACAGCAGGAGUGGGGAAGCUUUUCCCAGCCCGAGGGCCACAUUCCCUUCCAGGCAGCCUUCGGAGGGCCAUAUGCCGGUUGUAGGAGAUGGGAGCAAGGCAAAAACAGGCACUGUUUGUGGGAAAAGGUGCUUGGAAUAACCAGUGUAAAUUGAUGGGAGUUGUAGUCCAUCCACAUCAGGGAGGGGGAAUUUGAGUCUGAGACUGAGCAGGCUUCUGUUUCCCCAGCUUCUGGGACUUGAGCGCAUGUUGUAAAUGGCACUAUACAUUGAAAGCACUAUGAUAAUCACUUUAAACUGUCAUGGCUUCCCUCCCAGGAAAUCCUGGGAGCUGUAGUUUGCUGAAGGUGCUGGGAGCGGUUCAAAGAGACCCCAGUUCCCCUCACAGACCUACAAUUCUUAGAUUCCCUGGAAAGAAGGAUUGAUUGUUCAACCACUAUGGCAAUUGUGGUGUUUUAAAUUUUAUAGUGCCACAAUUUGCCAAAAUGGCUCCUUCAUGAUGCCUUUUGGUGUUUUGUUCUUUUUCUUCUCUGCAGGGACCGGUCCCACUUGCCGUUCAGAAAGACACCCAGGGGAUACUGUCAGAGAAAGUCUCGGUAAAAUGCUGUAGGGUCUCCUCCUUGAACUGAACCUGUCUGUAUAGCCACAGACCCGAAACAAAAAUUUGACAUUACGAGUGUGGGAUAUUUGUCCCAAUCCCCCCCACCCUGAAGCAGAGAGAGGACACCAAGGAUCCAAGAUGGAGGAGAGGUUAGAACCUGCAGACCAAGCACCACCGCAUGGCGUCACGAUGGCAUGUCUGAAGGAGUUACCGGGCCAGGCAGCGCUGCAAAAUGGCAAGCAGCAGCUUGAGGAUGGGCUGCCCCAGGAAUGGGCAACUCAGUGGCAGGAGUUCCUGAAGGCCCUGGACUCCCAUCGCCUAGGAUGGGGAAGCCCACCACGGUCAAAGCUUGGGCCCUGGGACGAUGCCAAGGCCUUUCUGGCUUCCUUUGAGCAAGUGGCUGAAGCCUGCCAAUGGCCUCGAGAAGAGUGGGCGGCGCGUCUCCUGCCGGCUCUCAGCGGAGAAGCCCAGCAGGCCUUUAGCGGCCUAGAAGCUGCCGAGAGGGAGGACUACAGGAAGGUGAAGGCGGCCAUCUUGCGAGGGGAAGCCAGCAGAAUGGAGGCGCUGCGGCAGCACUUCCGGCAGUUCCGCUACCAAGAAGUUGAGGACCCACGAAGGGUCUAUGGGCAGCUCCAGGAGCUCUGCCAUCAGUGGCUGAAGCCGGAGAGGCGCAGCAAGGAGCAGAUCCUGGAGCUGCUGAUCCUGGAGCAGUUCCUGGCCAUCUUGCCCCAGGAAAUGCAGAGCAGGAUCAGGGCCUGGGACCCGGAGACCAGCACCCAGAUGGCGGCAGAGGAGUUCCUGAUGAGUCCCCAAGAGGCCAAGGUUUGGAAAUGGCAGGUGAGGUUUUAAUGCAUGUCGCCGUUUAAUUCAGGUGUGGGGAAACAGCCUUCUAGAUGCUUCUGAAGUGCAACUCCCAUUGUCCCCAGCCAUCGGCCAUGAUGGGAGUUGGAGUCCAAUGGCAGCUGAAGGACCGCAGGCUCCCCACCCCUGCGCUACUUGGACGGAUCCUGGGUUUUAAAAUAAUUGAAUGAGGCCCCCAUCUGCCCUGUACUUUUAAAGCAGUCUUGUAUCACUUUAAGCCGUCAUGGCUUCUUCCCCCAGUGAACCUUGGGAACUGUUUGUUGAGGGUGCUGACCCUAUUCCCCUCACGGAGCCACAAUUCCCAGCAUUCCAUGGGAAGAGAGCCUGAGAAAGUCACCUGGAAAUUGUAGCUGCGUGAGGGGAAUAGCGGGGUCUUCUCACAACUUUUCCUACUUCAGUAACGUUCAAUUGCCUGUAAUUCAACAGCUAGUCGGGCCUGCUUUUGCAUACAGAAGUGUCUUCUAGUCUUUCACCUCAGGCAGCAAAAUACCUUGAGCCGGCACAUGGGGCAUCUAUGACAGGAGAGGGGGAAGUAGCAGGGAGAACAGCCACUUCCACCCCCCAAAACAAAUCAUAAUUCCCAGCUUUGACUAAAAAGAACAGAGGAAAGUUUUUGGCAUUUGUGAAAGCUGUGCUGUGCGGUCUAUCUAUCUAUCUAUCUAUCUAUCAUGAUCUAUCUAUAGUUUUUAAUUAAAUUUUCUCUUUCACAAUUUUGAAUACUCAUUUAAACAUCCUUAAAUUAUCAAUGACUUCUCUUCUCUUUCCAUGGUUCAUUUUGCAUACCAUAAAUCCCUGCAUAUUUUAUAUAAACUAAACCGUUCAGUAUUCCAUUAUUAUAUCCAUCAAAGCUUAUUUACACUGUUGAAUUUAUCUUAAUGCUGCCAACAUUUUCAAGUGAACACGAUUUCCUGCCAUAUAUUCAAUAAACCUUUUCCAAUCUUCUCUAAAUUUAUGUUCGUCUUGUUCUCUUAUUCUAUAUGCUAUGUCUGCAAGCUGCACAUAAUCCAUCAACUUAAGUUGCCAUUCUUCUUUGGUUGGGACCUAGCUCGUUUUCAGUUUUGGGGCUAACAAAACACAGGCCGCAGUAGUGGCAUACAUAAACAAUCUUUUCUGACACCUGGGGAUUUCUGUCUGAAUUAUCCCCAACAAAAAGGACUCUGUUAUUUUUUGGGAAAAGUACUUUUAAACAUUUUUUUCAAUUCAUUUUGGAUUAUUUCCCAGUGCUCUUUUACUCUUUUACAAGUCCACCACAUAUGAAGGAACGUUCUCUCAACCUCCUUGCAUCUCCAGCACUUAUCUGAUUCAGUCUUAUACAUCUUAACUAACUUACUCAGAGUUAAAUACCAUCUGUAAAUCAUUUUCGAGUAAUUCUCCUUCAAAGAAUAACAUGCUGUGAACUUCAAAUCGCUUUUCCAAAGGUUUUCCCAGAGAUUAAAAUCUAUAUUAUGUCCUACAGUAUAUCUAUCACCCAGUGUGUCACAGAGGCUUUGGCAAGCUCAUCUUUUGCUCCUUUUUUAAUGCCAAUUAUGAAUAGCUUUCCCAAAAAAUACCUCAACGGUAAAAAUAAUUUUAGAACAAUUCCACGUAUGAAAGCAAUUAAGAACAAUUCCACACUGCAGUAGGUGCUGUAACUCUCCAACAGUUUGACUUCACCUACCAACGCACACUCUUCCAGGAGCAGGAAUAAAAUAACUAUUUCAAAUCCAAUAUGGAUAUAGGCUGGGGUAAAAAUCUGCACUUGAAAGGAUGGUUGAACAAGGAAGGCCUUCAAUAUGCGCCAAGCAUAGAGGUGACACAAAAUGCCCAGGCGCUUUUCUCAUUUGAUGCCCCCUUUUGCAAGAAGCUCCCCUGCUUCCCCCUGCCCCCUUCAGUUAUUUGCUUUGUCCACCUCCUGUCCUCCUCUCAAGCCCUCCUGCGUCUUCCCCAUCCUGAGUGGGACCUGUGUUGUUCUUUUUCAGAGGCCGGUGGAGGAAGUGCCCGCAAGCCCCUCAGAAGCCAAGAGGGCACCUCAGAGGCAAAUCUACAUAGAGGCCGAUGAGAAAGCAGAAAAAGACCUCUGUUUGCUGGGUGAGGAUUCAUUGGGCUAGCGCAGCAUUUAUUCAAACUGGAUCCCUGGGAGCCCUCCACGGCUUUUCAGACGGUCUCGCGAUGAGAAAACUAGCAACGGCUGAAAGACAGUCAUGGCUUCUCCCAAAUAUUGAAGGACUACAAGUCCCAUUAUCCCUCACUGCUGGCCAUGCUGGCUGUGGAUGAUGGGAGUUAGAGUCCAGCAACUUCUGGAGGCCCACCAGGUUGGAGAAGGCUAUUUUAGGGGACAAACAAAGAUGGCUGGGGUUCCAUUUGGCACUCCUAAGACAUCUGUGCUGGUUAUUUCUGGGCUCAAAGUGCAGCAAAGAGGGGCUAGCUACCAUGUGGCCUCCACUCUAAGGAACAAAAUUUCUGGGGCUGACACUGUUGUUUCUUCCAAGCCCUGGGUAUUGUGUGGCAUCCUGCCUUGUAAAACAGAUGCACCGGUUGCCAGUUUGUUUCAAGCUUAGGCCUCAAAUAUCUACAUAACUUAGGCCUCAAAUAUCUGAGAUGACCUCUUUCCCUAAAGACCCUCCCGGGUGUUAAGAUAAGCAGAGGGGGCCUUCUUGGUAGUUCUGCUCACCCCAGAAGUUUAGGGUGGGGUAGCCCAAGAGAGAGCCUUCUCUAGCAUCCCCACGAUUGUGGAACUCCUUACUGUUUCUGGCUCCUUCAUUAUAUAGCUUCUGACUGUAAUUUAUUUUAAACUCAGUGCUGAUUUUCUAGAAAAAUCGGUGCUGGAACUCACCAUGAACGCUUCCCUUGCUCUCUUAUAAUGGCAAUUAAUAUUCCGGUGAGUUUCAGCCGAAAAAAGCCCUGUUGAAAUUUAUUUUCCUAGUGGGUUUUAAAUCGCUGCAACCUGCCCAGGACCUUAUCGGGAAGGGCGGAUAAGAAAUGGACUCGAUCACUAUUAUUGGUAUCUGAAACAUUCCCCCUCUUUACAGCCAGCGGAAUAAUGUCGCCAAGUCAUCCCAGUCCAGCGCUUUCUCCCGAAGAACAAGAAAUAGUUGACACUGAGCUUUCUGAGGUAUGUGAGGUUCUGAGGUGGGAAAUACGUUUUGACCAGAGGGCCACAUUUCCUUCUGAGCAACUUUCCAGGAGCCACAUAGCAGUAGUGGGCAGGGCCAGAGGCAAAAGUGAAUGGAUUAACAAAUGUGAAUUCUACCGUUUGGAGAGUAGGACUAUUUCUGUACGUUCACACAUGCUUAUGUGCAUGCGCGUACACACACCCCACACCGUUUUUCAUCCAGGCAAGCGAGAGUUCAAGGGCACAUUCCACGCAACCAAAAACACUUGAGGAAGGCAGGAAGCAGGGCUGGUGAGAGGAAACAUCCGAGGGCCAGAUAAUGGCCUGGGAGCUACAUUUGGCCCCUGAGCUUGACGUUUUGCAGCCAUGAUCUAAUUUGAGGCAGAACAAGGCAAACCAGGUGGGCCGUUACCUCAAUGAGCCUACAGUGUUGACAGUGGGGAGAGAGAAUGGAGAGGAGGAAAGGGCCAGACUCCAAAAUUAUACAGCUAUUAGAAUCAUAGAGUGGUAGAGUUGGGAGGGACACUAAGCAUCAUCUGGUCCAACCUAGGACAAUGCAGGAAUGGAGGGGAUACUUUUAUCGUUCCAGGGAAGUGUGAAUUUAAACGAGGUGACUGUGGCAUUGGGCAGUGCUGAGUGGGCAGUGCUGAACACCAGUCAAGGAACCAUGCAUUGGGAAGUCAUGCAGGAGGACUCUGAGGACAUCAGCUCUCUAGGUAAGGAAGUCCUUGCCCUGUAUUAAUGGAACAUGGCAGAAGAGAGAAUAUGAGUUUAUUUUUUUUUUAAUGCAUCAAAAUAUAAUAAGGAAAAAGAAGGUGGGAGGAGAACAAAUAUGUUUUAUUUAUUUCCAAUUCUUUAGGGACCGAUUUUCACCAUAGAUGGUCACAAAGCAGUUUCCACAACAAUCAAUAAAACGAUCCCUCCAUGAAAAGAACAGGGUGUUGUCUUGAGCCCCGCAAGGCUGUUGGAACUGGGCUUGGGUUGGCAGACUCUGACCAUAGCUGUCAACCUUCCCUUUUCUUGCGGGAAAUUCCCUUAUUCUAGUGCCAUUUCCCGCUGCUUCCUGCUGCUAUCCCGGAUUGUUAGAUAUCCUGUAGACUGUCCCCGGGACAGGUGAGGCUGCUGAUCCCUUAUUUUCGAGGCUGCUGAUCUCUUAUUUUCAAAUCUGAAAGUUGACAGCUAUGACUCUGAUGCACCCUCCUCCCUGCCCUCAUCCUAUAUCCUAAAGGCAAGCUCGUUGUUUGAGUUGGGAUCCUAAUGCAACUGAAACAGCCCCAUCCAUACAGAAGAGAGAAGCAUCGGUAAACUUGGGGUAAUGCCCCAAGAUUUGCCAAGCACGAAACAUCUUUUUGGGUGGGGGAGCCCCUCAGAAGAUACCGCCCCCUCCCACAUAAAGCCAAUCUAAUGAAGAUUGACCAUGUUCAUUGGUCAUGUAAUGCUGGGUGGCUGUUUGCGAGGGAGGAAAACUGGAGGAUGAAUGAAAUGGAGAACAGGGUUUGGCUGACUGAGGAUCUCAUUCUGUGGCUGCUUCUGCUUAAUCCCCAACCAGCAGGCUAAGUAGAAAGUGUUCUGUGCUUAUUUUAAAACUGUAUUUUAUUGAAUCUCCAACAAUAUUCCAAACCAUUUAUCAUCAUAUACAAAAAAAAAUUUUUUCAACGUAAAUUUCUUCUUGAGUUCCCCACUGCUCCUUUCCGCAUGUUUGUUUUUUGCUUCUUUUCAUUAGCUGUUUUGCAAUACAUCUCUUUUUACUAUCUAAACUUCACUACCAUUAGUUAUUUCAGUAACCGACUGCUUACAUUUCAAAGCCUGCCUGCGACUUCAUGUAUAGGUGAUAUUUUGAUAGAUAAUCCAUCAAUGGCCUCCAUUCUUCUUUAAACACUUCGUCAUUAUGUCCUCUUAGUCCAGCAGUUAAUUUCGCCAUUUCAUCAGAGUCCAUCAGUUUCAUAAACCAGCUUAUUUUGAAACUUUUUAGGUCGAAUCCACAAAUAUUCUUUGCCCUGCCAAACGUUCAGUCAAUGACUAUUUCUCUCAAUGUUCCUUUUAUCUCUGUUUCUCUCCCUAUUCUAAGGAGGGUUUGUGAUUCCCAAACCAGAGGCUGUAUCCCAAAUGGAUAAAGGAGACAUGGGUUUCAUCGAGGACUCUGAGGAUGGCGAGGUAUUUGCAGAAAGCAUCUCAGGUAAAGGGGAGGGGUAUUAAAGGUAGGGCGGGGCUUAGUUGGGAGGGGGUGGUUACAGAGGGGUGCAUCACACACCCUGGGAUUGCUUUCAUUGUGCCUGUUUUUCCAUGUGCCACUUCCUGAUUUUCUUGUCCUGGGUGCUGAUUGGCUGGGAAAGUUCCACACGGUUGACCACACCCACAUGGCUUCUUCAGCCAAUCCACAUGUCAGAAUGAGGUGGGAGAAUUCUGAGGUGGUUGAACAGACUUCAGACUGCAUGGGGAUUUUUUAAAGGUCCCAUGUAGUAGUAGUAGUAGUAAUUAUUAUUAUUAUUAAUAAUAAUAAUAAUAAUAAUAAUACCCCGCACAUCUGGCUGUGUUUCCCCAGCCAUUCUAGCUGGCUUCUAGCAGAAUAGUAAAAGCACGAUAAAACAUCAAACCACGAAAAACUUCCCUGUAUAAAAUGAGUGAGCCAGCACCUCCCUGCAGCAAGAAAUCUAGCACAUCAAAGAGGAAAAAUACCUCCUUUGCCUGCUGUGCUGGUUUACUGUUUGCAAGGAUCCGAAACUUACUACAUUUACUAUAUGUAUAGGCAAACUUUCCCCCCCUCUGAGCAGCUUCCUCCCACUUUCUAAUUUAAUUCUUAUGACAACCCUGUGAGGUAGCUUAGACUAAGAGAUGUUGGCCGGCCCAAGGUCACCCAGUGAGCUUCGUGGCUGAGUGGGGAUUCAAACCCUGAUCUCCCAAGUCCUAGUCCAGCAUUAUGCCAUACUGGCUCAUGAUGCAAACUGGGGGGAAAGAGGAGUUGCAUCCGUUGCCAAUAAGCUGAUUGGGGACAUCUGAAAAGCCCUGUUCACAACAGUUUGCAAGCGGAGACAGUGAGCUGAUCAUUGGGAUUUCUGCACACCAUGCUUGGAAAAACAGGUUAGCUGUGACAUCAUGCACGAGCCUACUGUCUCUGCUCCCUUGUGUGUGGAUGGUGGCAUUUUAGCUGCAUAACGAAUGGUACUUACACUCUGAACGUUGCUAAUUACAGGAAUUCUUGAGUCUUUUUUAUAUAUAAUUUUCAUUAAAUCUCCAAAAAUAUUCAAAAAUAUUGUACAAACCCCCCCAUAAAGUUUCCAAUUGACUUCCCACCCACCCUUUCCUGAUGCUUGUUUUUGACCAUUUUCUGAGCUGUUUACAACACACGUGUUUUUACUAUCUAAAUUCUAGUUCUUUCAUUAAUCCACUGCUUAUAUUUCAAAUCCUGCCAGAGAUUAUGUAUGGGUGACACUCUGAUAGAUAAUCCUAUCCUCCUUAAACACUUCAUCAUUAUGUCCUCCUAAUCUGGCAGUUAAUUUUGCCAUUUCAGCAUAGUCCAUCAGUUUCGUAAGCCAUUCCUUCUUCGUUGGUAAUCCUUCCUCUUUCCACCCCUGUGCAUAUGAAGUUCUAGCUGCUGUUGUCACGUACAUAAAUAAAUUAGUCAGCUUUCUCAGGAUCUCCAUCCCCAUUAUUCCUAGCAAAAAGGCUUUGGGGUAUUUUUAAGGACUGUCAGUUUGAACAGAAUUAUUGUCUGCGUUAUCUCUCUUUGCAGAUGAUGAAGAACUUCAAAUCAAGAAGGAGAGUCCUGCGCAAGGAGGCAGAGAGCCGGAUGAAAUAUACAGUAUGUCGCUGGAAAUAUCCCAAGGGAGGGCUUCUCUGGUGGCCGAGAUUCACGAACAAGGAUGCGAAUCUGACGAGCGAUGGGGGAGAAAGCCGGCGGAGGGAUGGGGUGAAUUAAACGAGGUGGCAGAAAGUCACGGGGCAGUGAAGGAAACCUCGAGACAUGCACGGGUGAAUAAAUUUCUGUACUCAAAGUGCGGGAAAUGGUACCGAUGCAAAUCAGUUGCAAACCAGAGUGUCCACUCCGCCGCCAUGCCUUACGAGUGCCUCGCGUGCGGGAAGCGUUUCCAGAAGAAGAAUUACCUGGCGAAACACCAGAGGAUCCACGCGAGGCCCAAGGUGUACCAGUGUUCCGAGUGCGGGCAGAGCUUCAACGGGCGAGAAGGAUUCGUCCGGCACCGAGGGAUGCACACAGGGGAGAAGCCUCACGAGUGUCCUCAGUGCGGGAAGUGCUUCAGCCAGAGGGAGAGCCUGAUCAGGCACGAGAAGAUCCACACGGGGAAGAAGCCGUACGAGUGUCCCGAGUGCGAGAAGAAGUUCUGCCGGAGGGACUCGCUGGUAAGGCACCAGAAGAUCCACACAGGGGAGAAGCCGUACGAGUGUCCCGAGUGCGGGAAGAGCUUCAACCAGAAAGAGGUGCUGCUCAGGCACCAGAGGAUCCACACGGGAGAGAAGCCGUACGGGUGCCAGGCCUGCGGGGAAAGCUUCACCCAGAGAGCCAUACUGAACAGACACGAGAAAACCCAUCUGGGGGAAAAGGCCUUGUUAAUACUCUGAGAAUUAAUGUGGCUCUCAAAGAUGCGCUGGCCGUUUGUGUAUUUUGUGUGUGUGUGUGUGUGUUUUGACAGACACAGACCUUUUUGUAAGCCGCAGAUAAUGCCUAUGUUUUCAGAGCUAUUCGGAGCAAUAGCUCAAGAGCUGUGAACCUGGCACUAGUUCCUGAAUUCUGGAUGUCCUCAGAGAAGAGCCGACUCAUUGGGUACUAGCAGAGGUGGGCAGGGCCAACUGGGAAUUCUCUUGCUGGCCACACCCCUUUUGGGAGAAGCCAUUAAUGAUAAAAUCUUAGAAUUGUAGACUUGGAAGUAAUACAAAGGGUCAGUUAGGCCAACCUCCUGCAAUGCAGGAAUCUCAACUGAAUCAUACAUGACUCUCCAAGGAAGGAGAGUCCACCACCUCCCAAGGGAGUCCGUUCCACUGUCAAUCAGCUCUUACUGCCAGAAAGUUCUUCCUGAUGUUUAAUUGGAACCUCUUUCUUGUAACUUGAAGCCAUUUGUUUGGGUCUUAUCCUCUGGAGCAGGAGAAAACAAGCUUGCUCCAUCCUCCAGGUGACAGCCCUUUGCUUUUUCCUGCUCUGGAGGGAAGGACCAGAACCAAUGGCUUCACAAGAAAGGAGAUUGUGACUAAACAUCAGGAAGAACAUUCUGACAGUAAGAGCUGUUAGACAGUGGAAAAGCCUCCCUCAGGAGGUGGUGGACUCUCCUUCCUUGGAGGUUAUUAAGCAGAGGUUGGAGGGCCAUCUGUCAUGGAUGCUACAGCUGAGAUUCCUGCAGUGCAGGGGGUUGGACUAAGUGACCCUCUGUAGCCCUUCCAACUCUACAAUUCUAGGAAGAUAAAUUAUUAUUACUGGGGUUCUAGUAAACACCUGUUUUCACAAACGCUGCUCAUCGCUAUAUCCCUUUCUCCAGCAGAUGACAACUUUUAAUUCAUGAAGGCUGCAGUCUCUCUCUCUCCCUCUCCCCCCCCCCACCUCACACACACAGCAACCCUGUUGAAAUGCUGAAGUCACUCACUUCAACAGCAAUACCACACCAUUUCAUAGGAAAAUAUUCUAAAGGCUGCUUCACGAUUGAUCGGUUUCUCCUACCUCUUUCUUCUUCCCUGUUUUUGGCAAUUUACUAAUAUUAUCGUGCGAGAGUGCAUGUGUAUGUUUUCCUCCUUCUUUGGCUUUUCACUUAAAGGUUUUCAAAUUGUUCCUGGUUUUUACACUAUUUUCUACGCAACUUGGAGCGGUUUUGAGAACGAAAUAAAACAAGAGCUGCCUAAGAUUUAUAUAUGUAUAUAUAAAAUAUAAAUAAAUAAACAUUACUGGCCUGGCU
Messenger RNA from Podarcis lilfordi (Lilford's wall lizard), 11657 nucleotides. Lineage: Eukaryota; Metazoa; Chordata; Lepidosauria; Squamata; Lacertidae. The record is from the annotation of a GenBank genome assembly.